AUGGAUUCUAUAACAGAACCUAAUUUUUAUUUAGAUAAAGUAUGGGUGCAGUGUGAGAACAGCAACUGUUUAAAAUGGAGACUCUUACCACGUGAUGAUGCAACGCAUAUUGCUCCUAAUGAACCAUGGUAUUGUUAUAUGAAUCCUGAUCCUUGGUUUAACAACUGUUCUGUUUCUGAAGAACAUUUUCCAGGGGAGUCUCAGUUUCAAAAACAUGGAUUAAAAUAUGUGUAUUCAAAGCUUCCCCUAGGAAGCUUAGUUUUGGUGAAAAUUUACCCAUGGCCAAGAUGGCCUGCCAUUCUUUGUCCUGAUCCUACUAAUGGACAGUAUGUAACAUACGACUCGGAUGGAGAUGUUGAAAGUCAUCAUGUAGAAUUCCUGGGAAAACCCCAUUCUAGGAUCUGGGCUGCUAUAAAAAACAUUAGCAUUUAUCCUAGCUCAUUUAAGGCAAAUGUAUACAAGAGGGGAAAAGUCUGGUAUGAAAGUGCAUUAGAAGAAGCAAACAAAUUGCUGGCCUGUUCUGCUCAGCAAAGGCUUGAAAUGUGCUACCUCUCAAAAAAGGAUGCAGUAAAGAAUAAAGAAGCCGAAACAAAAUCUGACAUGAUCAUUUGCAGAAAAAAUACAAGAACCUGGACAAAAACUUGUGGAGGGGAAAGUAGUUGCAGAAUUGGAAGAAAGAAAAGGAAAAUAACAUUAAGAAGUUCAUUUGAAAUAGCAGGCUCAGAAGAUGUAUUGUCAGAUGAAAAUCUAGUUGAGACAGAAAUGAUACUAAAAGAAUUGGACCACAUUCUCCAGCGUGUUGCAGCCCCCUCCUACGCAUCUUUGGCAUCAUUUGUGGAUGGAGAGAACAAUAAUGGGAGAGAAGAGGUAGCUAACUUCUGCUUGGAGUAUUCUGAAAAAAGGCCAAUGGAAAUCAACGCCCAAGAGGACUGUAUUAUAAUUGAUGGAAAAGCUUUCAAGGCUGGAGAGUGCAUUGAGAGUAUAACAGACAGGUUUAAGGAAAUAGAGUCUUUAAUGGCUGAAUUCCAAGACAGCUUGUAGCGCUGAUAAGAGAGAACCUAUUAUACUAUUUACAGCUUUAGAGUGCAUUCUUUUUCAUAUAUAGAGGGAGAUCCUUAACAGCAGUUCAACAAUAUAGUUUAACAAUAUAUAUUUUUUGCCUGCUCAUUGAUAAAAUUGAUAUCAAACUUAGUCUGUGUUCAGAUUAAAAAGUGGAAUCCAAUAGAACAGUCAUGCACGUUUAGAUGUCUUCCCCUGACAAUUAUUUUCUCUCUCUCUGGCUUUAAGCAAAUUGUAGAUUUCUGUAAAUCAGAAUGAAAUAAAGAGCUAUCUUACUUGAAUAUAGAGAGAUUCCAAGCAUUGCAUUUAUCAGGCUUUCCAAAAAAAAUAAGAGUUGUUUGCAACUCUUCAGGAAGUCAUAUAAAAUAUAUAUUAUAGGAAUUUUUAGCUGAAAGUUCAGUUUUACAUCCACAGCCAUAUGACUUUUCUAGUAUGAACCACUGAUGAUGCCUCCUUUAUUCCACAUAUAUAAUUACAAUUGGGUUGUUCUCAGUGAGAUUCAUCUGUAGACAACACAGCCUUGGAGGUUGAAUAUUUUGUUUAAAGGUGUGUCCUUUCAUAAACGGCAGUCAUGCUUUACAUUUUGGAUAGAUGCUGAAAGAUGCGUAGGAAUAAUCGUGACAAAUUCAUACUGUUGUCCAUGGUAUUAUAAGUAGGAACCACAGGUC
Messenger RNA from Zootoca vivipara (common lizard), 1727 nucleotides. RefSeq names its product zinc finger CW-type and PWWP domain containing 2 (gene ZCWPW2). Gene Ontology annotation, molecular function: zinc ion binding. The record is from RefSeq and is a predicted model, not a curated record. Lineage: Eukaryota; Metazoa; Chordata; Lepidosauria; Squamata; Lacertidae. Gene Ontology annotation, cellular component: nucleus.